AUGCGCUCUUCCGCCGCCUUCUUCCGUGACGAGGACACACUGCGAGAGAUGCGGCAGGAGCUUCGCCAGGAGAAGAAGACGCUCACGCACCAGCUGCAGACGCUGACGAUGCAACUCGCCGAGAAGGAGCAGGUGUCUGCAGCGAUCAAGAGCGAGCUGCAGCAGCUGAAGACGAGUGCGGCGCUGGCCAGCGUCAUACGCCAAGUGCCGCGUUCAGCGAUGCUCAGUGCGAGCUCCAGCGGUCUUCCGAAGCCCAAGACGGCGGCGCAGUGGGGCGAGCGCGUGCUCGACCAAAAGCUGGAGAACCAGUGUCUAGCUGAGGAUCUGCUCGUGUUGAAGAUGGCAGUGCAGGACAAGCAGCUCUCGCUCCAGCGCAAGCAGAAACGACGAGACGAGAUGAGUGCGAAGCUGACUCGCGUGCCUCGCCGCCAUCUCCUCACGCUCGUGGACGUUCAGGUGGAGAUUGCGCGGCUUCUAGAGGAGAAGCGUGCGCUGGAGUCUCAGUCUCCACGCUCUUCUUUGCGUGUUGAGAAGGAGCUAGUGACGACCAGCAGGACUGGUGCUAAUGCAGCUUCAGCUACGAAGACGGUGCUUCAGAGCGAGUUGACCAGUCUAGAGAUCACUGCUGAGCGCUACAAGGAGGAACUCCGUCAGUGGGGGCUUAGAAUCGACUGCGAGAAGGCGCGACUGGCGCCGCUGGAGAAACGACUGGUCGCUUUGCAGCAGGAGUUGAAGAGGUAUGAAGAUUCGCAGGUGUUGCUGCGCAGCGUCUUCUUGCGGUUGGGUCCUGAUUCGAGGGAUGGCUGUGUGGCGCUGGAUGCGGCUUUGACUGCGUUCCAGACGCUCGCUCCGCUGGACCAACCGCCUGUCGCUUAUGAGGAUAUGGCUGCGCGGUUGCAGGACAGCAAGAUUCUUUCGGCAGACGGCAUGAACGAGCAGCGAGUUUCAUUUACACAAUUCACGCAAGCGUUUGAAUGCUUGUUCAAGUCGUGA
Molecule: messenger RNA, 993 nt
Organism: Phytophthora sojae
Lineage: Eukaryota; Oomycota; Peronosporomycetes; Peronosporales; Peronosporaceae
Exons: 1
Coding region: 1-993 (330 amino acids)
Source: RefSeq, a predicted model, not a curated record